UGCCUUCCACUGUUUGUUCCAACUUUGUGCCUGGAAAAUUCUGUCUAGACUGAGUUACUGAGUGUUCAGAUCCCAGCUGCAUCUCCAGGGCUGGGCUUGUCUCAGUUUUGAUGGAAACCAGGAUCUUCUUCCCUGCUCACAGCAGCGAGUCUGGGACAUCUGGGCUCUGAAGAGCUUGGAUGGAAUUGCCAUCCUUGGACAAGCUGGAAUCUCUUGGAAUUACCCGUGCAAGGCUGAUUUGGCCCUGGGGAAGGCCUCUCCUAACACUGCAUCCCACAACCUUUGUGUUGUAGAAGGAAGAAGUGGACGAGAACGGCGACGCCAACAUGGAAGGGGCUCUGAUAGCCCGGGACAAGGUCGGGGUGCAGGAUUUUGUCCUCCUGGAUUCCCACACCAGCGAGGCUGCCUUCCUCAACAACCUUCGGAAGCGCUACCAGGAGAACCUCAUCUAUACCUACAUUGGCUCUCUGCUGGUGUCUGUGAACCCCUACCAGGAGCUGGACAUUUACACAGUGACCCAGAUGCAGCUUUAUCGGGGCGUGAACUUCUUUGAGCUGCCCCCACACCUCUAUGCCAUAGCUGACAACGCCUACAGGGUGAUGUGCAGCGAGUACAACAACCACUUCAUCCUCAUCUCUGGGGAGAGUGGGGCUGGGAAGACAGAGGCAUCCAAGAAGAUCCUGCAGUACUAUGCAGUCACCUGUCCCACCACGGAGCAGCUCCAGACUGUCCGGGACCGGCUCCUGCUCUCCAACCCUGUCCUCGAGGCUUUUGGGAAUGCAAAAACCCUGCGCAACGACAACUCCAGCAGAUUUGGGAAGUACAUGGAUAUCCAGUUUGAUUUUAAGGGAGCUCCAGUGGGAGGGCACAUCCUCAGCUACCUGAUUGAAAAAUCACGAGUUGUCCACCAAAACCACGGAGAGAGGAAUUUCCAUAUUUUCUACCAGCUGCUGGAAGGGGGAGACAAGGACCUGCUCUGCUGGCUCGGGCUGGAGCGCAACCCCCAGAAGUACACGUACCUCAUCCAGGGUCGAUGUGCCAAAGUGUUUUCUAUAAAUGACAAGAAUGACUGGAAAAUAGUCCGGAAAGCUUUUUCCAUCAUUGAUUUCACUGAAAAAGAUAUGGAGCAUCUCUUUGGAAUCGUUGCCACUGUCCUGCACCUUGGGAACAUCCAGUUUGAAGAGGACAGCAAUGGCCACGCCAUCAUCCGUGACGGCUCCCAGAUCAAGUGGAUUUCCAAGCUCCUGGGUGCUCACCUGUCCAUCCUGCAGGAAGCUCUCACCCACAGGAAGAUCGAAGCCAGAUCCGAGGAGGUGCUCAGCCCUCUGAACGUGGAUCUGGCAUUCUACGCCCGGGAUGCCGUAGCAAAGGCAAUUUACGGCAGGACUUUCACUUGGCUGGUCAACAAAAUCAAUGGCUCCCUUGCCAACAAGGACUCGACUAAGAAAACAGUGAUUGGCCUGCUGGAUAUUUAUGGCUUUGAAGUGCUGGACACAAACAGCUUUGAGCAGUUCUGCAUUAAUUACUGCAACGAGAAGCUGCAGCAGCUGCUGAUUGAGAUGACCCUGAAAGCAGAGCAGGAGGAGUAUGAGCUGGAAGGCAUCGAGUGGGAACCAAUCCCGUAUUUUAACAACAAAAUCAUCUGUGACUUGGUUGAGCAGAAGCACAAAGGAAUAAUCUCCAUCCUGGAUGAGGAAUGUUUACGGCCUGGGGAAGCGACUGAUUUGAGCUUCUUGGAAAAGCUGGAGGAGAAAGUAGGAGACCAUGCCCACUUCGUGACGCGCAAGCUGGCGGAUCAGAAAACGCGGAAAUCCAUCGACUUCGUGGAUUUCCGCCUCCUCCACUACGCGGGAGAGGUCACCUACUGUGCUGUGGGAUUUCUGGAGAAGAACAAUGAUCUGCUGUACAGAAACCUGAAGGAGGUGCUGUGCAACUCCAAGAACUACAUCAUCAGGGAUUGUUUCCUCCUGUCAGAACUGGACAACAGGAGGAGACCAGAGACUGUUGCAACCCAGUUCAAGAACAGUCUGACGAGUCUGAUCGAAAUCCUGAUGUCCAAGGAGCCCUCGUACAUCCGCUGCAUCAAACCCAAUGAGAACAAGGAGCCUGGGAAGUUUGAUGAUUUCCUGAUCCGACACCAGGUGAAGUACCUGGGGCUGAUGGAGCACCUGCGGGUGAGACGGGCCGGCUUCGCGUACCGGCGCAAGUACGAGCUCUUCCUGCAAAGGUACAAAAGUCUCUGUCCAGCUACCUGGCCACACUGGCACGGGCCAGCAGCAGAGGGUGUGGAGAGACUCAUCAAACACAUUGGUUACAAGCCUGAGGAAUACAAAUUAGGAAGAACCAAAAUAUUCAUCCGUUUCCCAAAGACCCUGUUUGCCACGGAAGAUGCCUUUGAGUACAGAAAGCACCUGCUGAUUUCAAGACUCCAGGCCAAAUAUAAAGGAUUCCUCGGGAAAAGAGAGUACCAGAAGAAGAGGAAAGCAGCAAUCAAGCUGGAGGCCUGUUGGAGAGGAGCCCUGGCACGGAGGGCGGCCAAGAAGAGGACGUGGGCAGUGCAGACCAUCAGGAAGUUCAUAAACGGCUUCAUCAAUCGGAAGAAACCCCUUUGCCCAGAGAACAGGGACUUUGUGAGGCUUUCACAGUACUACUACCUGAUGAAGCUCCGAGACCACCUCCCAAAAAACGUCUUGGACCAGAGCUGGCUGCAGCCCCCCUCGAUCCUGGAAGAGACAUCCGAGAUGCUCCGGAAAAUCUGCAUGAGGAACCUGGUGAGGAAAUACUGCCGAGGGCUCACUGCCGAGAGGAAAGUGCAGCUGCAGCAGAAGGUGGUGACCAGCGCUGUUUUCAGCGGGAAGAAGGAAGGGUACCUGGAGAGCCUCAGCCAGCCCUUCCUGGAGACGCGCCUGAAAGAGAACGACCUAAACCCCAAAGUGCUGCAGCUCAUCCGUGGGGAGAUCAUCAAGUAUGUGACCCCCGUGAUAAAAUAUGACAGGAACGGGUUCAAGGCGCGGGAGCGGCUCCUGGUGCUGACCCAGAGCUCGGCCUACGUGGUGGAGAUGGCCAAGAUCAAACAGAAAAUCGAGUAUUCCACACUGAAAGGGAUCUCCACCAGUAACCUGAGUGAUGGGAUCGUGGUCAUUCAUGUUCCUGAGGACAACAAGCAGAAGGGAGAUGUGAUACUGCAGUGUGAGCACGUCUUUGAGACAGUGACCAAGCUCUGCAUAUUGGCCAACAAGCAAAGCGUCGUUAAAGUGGUGAAGGGAAGCCUCCGGUUCCGCGUCGGCUCCGGGAAGGAGGGGACCAUGGUGUUCACUGUGGGGCCAGAGCCUCAGGUCUUCAAGGACAAAACUGGACAGCUCACAGUGGUGUCAACCCCAAGAAAGUCUUGAUGAGAACCAGUUCCUGUUCCCUUGGCUGGGAACAGAAAGGAGCCUGCAGGAUGAGACCAGCCCUCACAUCUCCCCUGGAAUCCUUGAUGCCACAGGGCUGCUGUGAUUUGAGAGUUUGUUUGCAUCUUUUAGGCUCUUUUUUUUUACAGCUCAAAACUAUUUAACUAUAGAUAAAUAAAAUCCCUGAUGUUGUUGUAACGUUCCCAGAAGGAGACGCUCGUUACAUGGUCACAGGGACAUUUAUCCCCAAAGUUCCAAGGUAAAAUCUCCAUCUCUGAGAGGUCAGGAAGGAUUAGGACAGAAGCCAAAAGGUUUCUCCAGCUGUCCUUGGGGUCACUACUGGGGAGCACUGCAAGAAGUGCAGAGCAGUGUUAACCCUGGUCUAAAAACAACAGAAUCCCAACAGCUGGGACCCCUCCCACAGGGAGGGCUGGGAGGUCAAACUGACAUUAAUUAGGAUGGAGAUCUGAUAUUUUAUCCCAAAAGUUCCUUCAGCCACACAGCCCAUGAGGACAUCAAGCUCCAAGCAAGUAAUAAAGUGACUCGCAUGUAAAUAUGAAAUAUCUUCUAAUUUAUUGUGUUAUAUUAAAAAAACAACAGUACAUAUUGCAAACAUCAACCAUACACUGAAAUCCAGCUGAAGCUUGUUCUGUGCAGAAGUCUGGACAGGUGGGAAUGAUUGUACAGAACAGGAAUUUGCUGUUGUCCAUGAAACAAUUCCAUUAAGACUGAAAGGUUCUACCUACGCUUUGCUCUAAGGUAGGAUGGGAGCUUGGAGCCUUGCCCAAGUGCUGUGGCUCAGGGCAUCCAAACCUGCCUCGGGGGAGUGCAGGAGCAGCUGCUUUGGUGCUACAGGGAGAGAGGUGGGAAGGGGGCAGCAGGGCUGGUCCCUGUCCCCUCCUCGUGCAGCCCCACCCGUGUCAGGAGCUGGGAGGGGACAAAAUCCCAUCCUCAGGGGGACUUUGCUCAGCUGCCCUGGGCUGUGCUGUCACUGCUGGUGCUGGAGAAUGGAAGCAGCCAGCUCUGCUCUCCCUGGCACUGGGAGGCAGGGAAGGAUAAUCUGAAGAGCUGCUUGUGCCCAGGACACCUGCCCUGAGCCCCAGCUGCACCUGAGAGCUCAGAGUAAAACCACUUAGAGUAACGAGGCUGAGGACUGAGAGCAUUUGUGCAAGGGCAUGAGCAGGGUGUGCCCAGAGCAAGGACAGGGGCAGCAGGUAAAGGACAGUCCCCAGGACAGCACAGCUUGGCUGCACCCCGAGGAUGAGCUCAGGAGUGACUUAAGGCAGAGUCUGCCCAAAAAUGCAGGAACAAAACUGAAAUUGAAACUUUAACUCUCCUGGAGUGACUUUGCUAAACCAACAGCUCUACAAAGCACUGUACAAAGAUUAAAAACAGCCCUCCCCUGUUUUUUAAGAACUUAGUUUGCAUAACCUGAAAGGGAAAAGCCUGAAGCCAGUUAAGGAUCUAUUUACAGAGAAGUUAAUCACAUAGCUGUGACCUGUCAGGGGCUUAGGACUGGUGUCACCUCCUGGGGCUGAAGCUGCUCUGCUCCACAGGACUGGAUUUGGUCUGGGCUCUGCAGGUCAGCACAGCCAGGGGGUGAGCUGCCCCGAGCCUGCUGGAGAGCAGCUCCCAGCUGCAGUGAGCAGGGUUUGCUGCAGGACUGGUGCUGGUCCCUGUUCACCCUCUGCUGAGACAUGGCCAAGGGCAGCAGGGCUGUUGCAGAUGCUGAAAUGCCCAGUAACAGCCCAGUAAUCACCAGUAAGUGUCAAAGUACACAGUGCUGGAGAUACAGCAAUCCAGGACUUCCCUGCCUCACUGACUUCCCUGCCUCACCCUCAGCUUAUCCCAGCCCUGAGGGGAGAGACACUGGCUCCUUCCCCCUCUGCUCCAGCCCCAGAAGAGGCUGCAAACAGAUUUAAGUACAACACAAACUGGAAGCCCUGAGGUGUCAGGACAGAGCUGAAGCUGCUGAGCCCCAGGGAGACUGUGGAGCUCUCAGCAGCUGCAGAAGAAAGAGGAGAGAAGUAUGACACCCCCACCUGCCACAGCCUGCAGCUGCCUGCAAGCUGGAGAAGUCUUUGGUUACUAGAAAGAUGACCUCAGAUUAAACUGGAAAUCUUUGAGCUUUACUUGAUGAUCCAAAACUGUACAGCCACUUCCUGGUGUGUUUCAGCCUCUACCAACGAGCUCUGUGGAACAGAAGAACGUGGCUGGUGCUGCUGCAGCACCUUUGGUUUUGACACUGUUCCCAUGUCCUUAGCGGCCCUGAGCCAGGAGCAGGGAUCCCUGGAGCAGGAACACAGAGCUGCUGCUCCAGAGGAGUGUGGCUGUUAAAGCCAGUGCUAAAUAUUCCAGAGAAAGGGUCAAAAGAAACUCUAGCCCAGGGCAAAGUGCUCCGGUGUCACCCAUGGGUGCUGCUGCAGUGCAAGUUUAACACUUCCUACCUCAGGUUUCUCUCCCUCCCAGGACUGGUGACCUGAACUGUCACAGCUGUGGCUCUGCUGCCAGCCCUAUGGAAUGACAUCCCACCUCCCACCACUGCUGUCACUUGACUCCACAACAGGCAACAGGAGACAAGGAGGUAGAUAAAAUAUUCAUUGACAAGAGAAAAGCACUCGUAGAAAACCACAGUGCAGUGGCCUUCUCCACGCUCUGCCCUUCCACACACAGCUGCCAUGGCUGGGAAGACUUGGAAUAACCUCAGGAUAAAGUCAAACAGGGAAUAUCUGCCUCUGGGUCACUGCCUGCUUCUGUUUCCCCUUGCUCAGAGCAAGGCAACGCUCCUGG
Molecule: messenger RNA, 6182 nt
Organism: Cyanistes caeruleus (blue tit)
Lineage: Eukaryota; Metazoa; Chordata; Aves; Passeriformes; Paridae
Gene: MYO1H
Product: myosin IH
Biological process (GO): actin filament organization; actin filament-based movement; endocytosis
Cellular component (GO): myosin complex; cytoplasm; plasma membrane
Molecular function (GO): microfilament motor activity; actin filament binding; ATP binding
Source: RefSeq, a predicted model, not a curated record